CCUUCCCGAUUGGUCACGCUCGAUUAGCUCUGUGUAGGCUGUUUCUGCCUUGACAGAACAAGAUGGCUGCCUCCAGUUGGAGCAUCCCGGAGAUUUUAAAACACCACCAACAAACAGACGUUUGUUAUACAAGAGCUAAAUACAGGGAAGGGAGGAGGCUUAAGGCUGUCAAGGUUUAUACUAUCAACUUGGAGUCCCGCUGCUUGUUGGUCCAGGGGGUGCCUGCGUUGGGGGUGAUGUCUGAGCUGGUUCAGCUUUUUGCUCUGUAUGGAGUGAUUGAAGAAUACCGUGUGUUAGACGAAUAUCCGUCAGAACAAUUCACAGAAGUGUACUUGAUAAAGUUCCAGAAACUACAAAGUGCAAGAGUAGCUAAACGAAAACUGGAUGAGAGGAGUUUUUUUGGUGGACUUCUACAUGUGUGCUAUGCUCCAGAGUAUGAAACGGUGCAGGACACCAGGGAAAAAUUGCAGGACAGGAGGAGGUAUAUUGCAAGAGUAACACGGAAUAAAGGAGGAGACCAUGAUAAUACAGAGAAGAAAGUGGAGAAGCCUAGUACAUCUGAGGAAGCUGCAUGUGAACAACAGCAAGUGGAGGAAACUGGUGAUGAUGGUGAAAAAGUCGAGAGCUGGAAUGAUUAUUAUGGCUAUCCCAUGCUGCCUCCUCCUCCUCAGGAAGACAUCCCUGGGCAUCAGUCGUUUGGGGAACAGACAUAUUUUAGCUUUAAGGGACUUCCGGAAGCGGGUUCUUCAUCUGAAAGGUUCAGAGUGGUGCCCAGGAAUCGUUCAGCUGAUCACAGUAAGAAUUCCUUGGGGGAUCCCUUAGGGUCUGUUCGUAAAGAUAAGCGAGUUCACAAGGACCAGAAAGAUCCUGUUGCUGUAGUUAAAAGCAGUACUGCAAGAUUCAUACCAAGAACCACACAUUUACAAGAAAGGAAAAGAAAAAUGGAACAGGCUGGGGAACUCUCUCUUUUGGGAAUUAACAGAACAAAUGAGACAAUCAUUGGACCAAAAGUACCAGAAACACCCAAAGUGGAUAUGGGAGAUGAUUCCCUAAACACUUCAGUCGACUUAAUCAGAUCAAAAAUAAUUAAGAUCUCUUCGGUUCCAGAGUCAAAGCCAGGAGAGCAGCAGCCAAUUGCCCCAAAACCACGCAGGAGGAUUUAAUUGUGCUCUUUACACUGGGAAACGCUCUGCUCGAGAGCAAGGAGCUGUGUGAAUGAGGAUGAGACAUAACACAUUGAUUUCCGAGUGGCUCCAGAAGGUCUUCAGCAUUCCAAAACGGUCAUUCUCGGACAUUAACUAGAAUAAUAAGAAGCCCAUGAAAUCACUUUGAUUAAAUUUAUAUUGAUAUUUGAAAGGUGCUGAAGAAACCUCCUUGCUGAACAGAAGUAGGAGGAACAAUCCAGAUAAGCAUUAGAACUAAUACAGUCUGGCGUUAGUGUUUUGACCUUAAAAGGCAUAACAAACAAACAAUGUUUUGGCUGUGAAAUGCAAAAAAUCCCACAACAUUUUAGCUGUGAAGCCUUCUUCAGGUACACAUU
Lepisosteus oculatus (spotted gar) is the source of this 1540-nucleotide messenger RNA. RefSeq names its product RNA binding motif protein 48 (gene rbm48). The record is from RefSeq and is a predicted model, not a curated record. Gene Ontology annotation, cellular component: nucleoplasm. Lineage: Eukaryota; Metazoa; Chordata; Actinopteri; Semionotiformes; Lepisosteidae. Gene Ontology annotation, molecular function: RNA binding.